AUGCACACUCUCCACAGCGUCUCGCCGAAUGCACCUCCGCACACAUUCCUGCGAAUACCUGACGUCGAUGCCUGGCAACUCGGACUAUACGAGCGACUGAUGGUGGUACAGCGGGAAUUCCCGACGUUUGGAGAGGGGCCUGAACACCUGCUCACCCUCUGCGAGAUCCGGAUGUCAUAUUCUUGGACCAGUAUUCACUCCAUAACCUUGAGCGCCAUCAUCAUACUGUACUGCACUUGGAUGGUCCGAGGGCUCACGAACAGCACUGAGAUCGAUACUCUGGCAGGGACCAUGUCGACAGCGUCCAAUCUACUCAGUGCCGCUGGAGAGCACUGGGUAGACGCGCGACGCUGUCGGGACUCGCUUGACAACCUGACUGCCGCUACGGUCUGGUGGCUGAUCAACCUGCGCUCAAGUCUGACACUCUCGCGAGCCAGAAUUGCCACUGAUGGCGGACCCCACUCGGACUCGUUUUCACAUGCGCCCACCGCCGUCGAGAACACCGUUACCGACCACCACUACCCACAACAACAACAACUCUUUGCUGGCAGUGCCGAGAGGCUAGAUGGGCGGCCAUUCACUUCGACUCUGCCGUGGGUUGAUACGUACAUUAACGGAGAGGACUUGGCAACGCUCUUCCGGGCGCCGAACCCGCUUACGGCGGACCCCUCGCUCACAAUGGAAGGCAUGUUUACGAAGAAGUCUCUUGUGGCGCUGGAAGAGAACGCUAGCACGAGCAUCACUGUAGACGUGUUGCGCGACGUGGCUGCAAAGAACCACAUCGCAAUUCCCGAGCAUGAUAUAGAUGGCUACCUGGCGGUUCUACAAUCUGCAGAGCUGACUGCGGCGACAGUCGACGCCCUUCCCGACUACGUCGACGAGCGUCUCCUCCCGACGCCAACCUGCGGUGGCACUCGCGAGGCCUUUCACCCUCAAGACAACGACAUGAACGCGUGGAGCCACAAGACGAACCUGGUGGCGGUUAAUCCAUCCUCGCAUCGGCUCAAAGGCCGAAAGAUCCUGAUCAAGGACAACAUGUCCCUUGGGGGUGUUCCUUUCACAUGCGGCACAUUCCCCGAGUUGAACUCGGCGAGCUGCAACAACAGGCACCCGAUUUCCUCGAUUGACGCGACAGUCGUACAGCGGUUGCUCGAUCAAGGAGUCACGAUCGCGGGAACAGCGACAUGCGAGAACUAUUCACUGACACCCAUGUCCUACACGUCUGUCAACGGACCCGUACACAACCCCUGGCUACGGAACUACAACGCGGGAGGCAGCAGCAGUGGCGCGGCUUGCCUCUUGGGCCUGCGGCUGGCGAGGCAAGCGGGUGCUUCAGACCUUGAGCAUGCUGGUGAGGACAUCGAGAUGGCUCUUGGCGGUGACCAAGCUGGCUCAAUCCGGUGCCCGGCAGCGUACUGUGGCGUGUUUGGCAUGAAGCCCACACCGGCAUCGCCGGCCUGCACCCUAUGA
This is a messenger RNA of Thyridium curvatum, 1470 nucleotides long. RefSeq lists its product as uncharacterized. Bases 1 to 1470 code for a protein of 489 amino acids. The record is from RefSeq and is a predicted model, not a curated record. NCBI's taxonomy places the organism in Eukaryota, Fungi, Ascomycota, Sordariomycetes, Thyridiales, Thyridiaceae. The transcript is spliced from 4 exons. Gene Ontology annotation, molecular function: catalytic activity.